UUCGCGAUCGGCUAGGUAAAUAUUUCCUUUUAAAAAUUGCAGUUAGACCCGUAUUUCGUCCGGCUGGUCCACCGGAGUCCGUAGAAUUGAUAGUGUCCGUGUAGAAGUGUCGUGUGGAUUGGUUUACGUGGUUUCCGUCGCGGCUAUGAAGUGUAUUGUGCCAUCGUGCGGGAGUGAUUUCCACGACAGCAAAAAUUCGAAAUACUCAAAACAUAGAUUUCCCAAGGAAACGGCCAAGCGUUUGGAAUGGAUCAAGUCCAUAGCAGCGAAGGAUCCUCAAAUUGUCCUUAAGGCUAUAAAUUUCAAAUGCGCUCUAAUCUGCUCUAAGCACUUCGCUUCUGACUGCUUCAGUGUUACUGCAGAAAGAGCAACUCUCAGGAAAACAGCUUGCCCUACACUAUUUGAAGUUCCGCAAGAAAGAAACCGGAUCCCAUCGGCUGUGAAGGAAACCGUCGUCAACAGGCAGCAUGAGCAAAGUGAGCAAAAGCCCGUGAAAACUAUACGAUACGUCGGGGACAUAUCCGAAAAUUUGACGAACGAACAGCUAUCAGCAGCUAGGCAGAAGAUAAAGCUACAGUUCUCCAAAAAGCAGCAUACUAUUAAGCGGUUGCGUGCGCAUUGUAGAAGGAUGAACAACAAGGUUAUAAGCAUGGAGCAGUUGUUGGAGCAACUGAAAAGCAAACACCUGGUGGAAGACGUUGAAAAUAGUCCAUUACAGGUAAAAUUCAGUUACUGAUCAACUGAAUAAAUCCGGCCGACUUUAAAAACUCAAUAAAAAUCUA
Messenger RNA from Armigeres subalbatus, 782 nucleotides. Its product is annotated as THAP domain-containing protein 2-like. Gene Ontology annotation, molecular function: sequence-specific DNA binding. NCBI's taxonomy places the organism in Eukaryota, Metazoa, Arthropoda, Insecta, Diptera, Culicidae. The transcript has 2 exons. The record is from RefSeq and is a predicted model, not a curated record. Bases 146 to 736 code for a protein of 196 amino acids.